AUGGCCUCCCAGCUACUGGCCGACGAGGCCCUGGCCUGGGUGGACCAGAUGACUUUGUGGUUGCAGGAAUUGGUGACCUUCACCCAGGAGUGGCAGCAGCUGGAGCCAGCUCAGAGGGACCUGUACAGAGAUGUGAUGCUGGAGAUUUUCCAGAACCUGCACUCACUAGCCCUUCGUGUGCGGCGAGUGCGGGCGACGCUUCCACCGGACAGUACGCUGGCCGCGCACCGGCGCACACACACCGGCGAGCCGCCCUACCGCCGCGCCUUUGUGCAGAACAUGCAGCUGGUUGGGCACCAGCGCACGCACACGGGUGAGCGGCCCUACCUGUGCGGCGACUGCAGCAAGGCCUUCACGCUCAUCACCAAGCUGGUGGACCACCAGCGCCUCCACACCGCGGAGAAUCCGUUCGCGUGCCACGUGUGCGGCAGGUGCUUCAGCAAACGCUCGUCCCUGCUCGGGCACCCGCGGGCCCCACACAUACCGGGUGUGCGGGAAGGCCUAACGCGAGAAGUCCGGCCUGGCCCGCCAUCACCGCACGCACACGGGCGAGCAGCCUGUGGGUGCCCCGAGAGCGCCAAGGCGCUGGCACAGAGCCCGACGCUGGCGGAGCAGCAGAUGCGCACGGACGAGAAACCGUACCGGUGCCUGCCGUGCGGGGCGCGCUUCACCAGGUCGUCCGCGCUCAUGCUGUGCAAGAGGCUCCAGCCCGGCGACAGGCCCUCGCGCUGCGCCCACCAGAACGUGCAGCUCGCCCGGCACCCGCGCAGCCACCCCGGCGACAGGCCCGCCCAGUGCAGCGCCUGCGGCAGGUCCUACAGCCAGAGGCCUACCUGGCCGUCCAGCAGCGCGCACACAUCGGGGAGCGGUCCUUCCCGGGCCGGGACUGCGCACCCGGCCAUCCACAGCGAUGAGCGGCCCUCGCAGUGCGGCGUGUGCGGCAAGUCCACCCCGGUCCAGCACGGCAGGGUCCACACCAGCAAGCCCUGUCAGUGCGCGCAGUGCGGCAAGGCCUUCGGCCACCAGCCACGCUGA
Molecule: messenger RNA, 1035 nt
Organism: Lutra lutra (Eurasian river otter)
Lineage: Eukaryota; Metazoa; Chordata; Mammalia; Carnivora; Mustelidae
Product: zinc finger protein ZFP2-like
Exons: 4
Coding region: 1-1035 (344 amino acids)
Biological process (GO): negative regulation of transcription by RNA polymerase II
Molecular function (GO): DNA-binding transcription repressor activity, RNA polymerase II-specific
Source: RefSeq, a predicted model, not a curated record